Molecule: messenger RNA, 1637 nt
Organism: Haliotis rubra (blacklip abalone)
Lineage: Eukaryota; Metazoa; Mollusca; Gastropoda; Lepetellida; Haliotidae
Product: putative inhibitor of apoptosis
Exons: 2
Coding region: 97-1287 (396 amino acids)
Source: RefSeq, a predicted model, not a curated record
AUAUCAAAACACGUAAAGAACGUGACAUCAUCAGAACGGUUAAAGCGUAUUAGCGACAGUACGCCAACAGCUACUCCGGCCAGCACUGACAGUUCAAUGGAUCUUACAGACACCUGCGUGAUGGGGUUAGCGCGUGAGGGGGGCGGUACAAGCUGGGAGAGCGACAGCUUCACGCGACGCCUCGGGACAUAUGACGAUAGAUGGGCGGGAAAGAAAGACAGACAUAUUUUAGCGAGGGCAGGAUUCAGCUUUACAGGUAUCGGAGACAAGGUUGAGUGUGAACGCUGUGGUCUGAAGCUCCUCAACUGGACGGACACAGAUGACGCUCUACACGAACAUGCCUUUAGGAGGACUCACUGCCCCUUCAUCGUCUCCUUGUACCGGAAGCUGGGACAGACUCCGCCUCCAAAACAUCCCAAGUACCAAUCUCUACAGGCACGGCUAGACUCCUUCGUUGAUUGGCCGAGAAGAUAUGUGCCCAAAACUCCUGAGGAACUGGCAUCAGCGGGCUUCUUCUACAUCGGGUCAGCUGACCGGGUCACGUGUUUCCAGUGUGGGAUAACUCUGAGAGACUGGGAGGAAGAACAUGACCCUGUGGCGGAACAUCAGAGAUACUCGGAACACUGUCAGUUCAUCAACAAGACAGACCUGAACCAGCUUGGAGUUGCCACAAGGACGGGUUCCACGGUAGCAAAUGACCAAGAUGGAGUGAGGACGGAGGAAGGAAAGAAUAAACAACCAUCAAGAGGUUCUCUGACAAAUCAGGUGGUCAGACAGAACCCAGGUGAACCUUCAGGUGCAAGCCAAGACGUCACUGUGGCAGACCACAAACGUUGCAUAGCAACUACUGGAGCCACAUACCAAGAUAGUUUUAAAUCAGCCAAUACCAUAACAAGUCAGACGUCAGAUGACUCGACGUCUUCAGCAGCACCAUCGAUACAAGCUGAAGGACAGAACCCUUCGUCAGAACGCAGUGUCCCUACCUCAGAACAAACGACAAGAAGCAUUAACACAUCUUCCCCUCCUACAACACCAUCCUCUUCAGACACAAACCCAGUCCAAACAUCAACUGAAGACACAAUAGUUCCUUCUUCUCAGUCAUUAGCUGAGCAGAACAAACGUCUGAGAGAGAGACGGACGUGCAAGAUAUGCAAGACUGAGAUUGUCAGUGAACUGUUCCUACCCUGUGGUCAUCUGGUCACAUGCUCUAAUUGUGCACCUAAAGUCACUGAAUGUUGUGUGUGUAGAAAAACGAUACUUGGAACGGUGAAGGUGUUUUUGCCAUAACACAGGGUGUAAAACAAAAUGUAAACUGAGAGAAAAUGUAAAUCAAAUAACACAUUGUUAUUAUGUAUUUGCAACAACAAUUCGGUCAUUGUCGAGGUCAACAUGUGAGAUCGUGCCAAAGGACUGGACACGUGUAUAUUUAUAUUGACAUGAUGAGGUGUGUCCAGCUUCCUAUCACCCCCUCAAUUUGCUUUCAUUUUACUGAAACACGUUGUUAUCUAUUCUUGUAUUAUUAUACAAUCUGUUCUUGUAUUUAUUUAUUUAUUUAUUGCAUGUUUACAGCUGUUUCAUAUGUUUUUAUCUACAAGUGGGCAUUGAAUAUCCAAUGCAAUAAACACAUGUUGAAAAUA